Messenger RNA from Thermothielavioides terrestris NRRL 8126, 3027 nucleotides. RefSeq lists its product as uncharacterized. The record is from RefSeq and is a predicted model, not a curated record. NCBI's taxonomy places the organism in Eukaryota, Fungi, Ascomycota, Sordariomycetes, Sordariales, Chaetomiaceae. Gene Ontology annotation, biological process: carbohydrate metabolic process. The transcript has a single exon. Bases 441 to 2597 code for a protein of 718 amino acids.
GGGGGACAGCAUGCAAGGGAGCGAGAAGCACCGAGUGGUCUUGCAGUGCAAGGGCAUGGCGAUGGGGUUGAUGUGCUUGGCUGCAACGCUACCCAACUCCGUUGAGUUAGUUACUGGUCUUGGAUCUGCGGGCUAGAUCUCCGUCCACUGCAAGAAUAAGUUAGCCGCAUCUGCUGGCCCUCACAGCGGCGGUUGUGGCUUCCGAAGCCAGCUUCGCCUGGAUCGGAAAGUUGUCCUCCUUCUGGUGCCAUGCCACGCCCGCGAGUCCGACGCGCCCGUUUUCGGGUUCGCAAGCUGGAUGAACCUCCCGGGACGCCUGGCUUUCGGGUAUAACUAGCGGCUAGUUAUCUUGCAUCUUGUAUGCUUAACGCGAUCCGCCUGCAACAUAGUGCAAUAUAGCAAGCAGCACUUAGUCCCCGAGCGGGUGAGGCCGGCCGAAUAUGGGCCCCUCCUUCGUUCCCGGCUCCCGGCGGGGACGGCUCCUUGGUAUCGCUCUCCUGCUGGCCGUCUUCGUCCUCCACCUUGCGAACCGGGCGCCCUUGUCGGCGGGCGGGGGGGAGCCUUUCGAUUUGCACAAAGACCCGCCCAAGGUGCCCAAGAAGUCCCAGAUUGCAGAGCCGCACCAUGAACACGCUGCCCAGGAGGCGGCGGUGGAAGCGGAGCCGGCUGAGCAGAUUCUCUAUGUGCCGCCGACAGCCGAGACGGUGACCGCCGAUGUCGACAACGGGAUCAAUGGACCCGGCUUCGAGCCCUCCGCUACUGCUCCAACCACGACGGGCGGUGAAACAGUUACAGAGACCGUCAUCACGACGUCUGAAACACCCUCGCCGACCCAGUCCGAGUGCCCCAAGUUCGAGAAGUUGCAACAGAUGAGGCCGGGGCCGCUGUCGGAAGGCAGGCGCAAGUUCCCCUACGUGCGGCCGUCGCCCGAGUGCAGGACGUUCACUCUCCCGGCGCUGGAGGACCUGAUCGAGCGCAUGCGCAAGGUGAUCCGCGACCCGGACCUGUUCCGGCUCUUCGAGAACAGCUACCCGAACACGCUCGACACCAUGGUCAAGUGGCGGGGCUACGCGACCAAGAAGAACGAGACGACCGGAGAGCAGACGCUGACGGACGAGGAGCUGGCGUACGUGAUCACGGGCGACAUCGACGCCAUGUGGCUGCGGGACUCGGCCAGUCAGAUAUACUCGUACCUGCCCCUGCUGGAGGCGUCGACCAAGGUGGACUCCCUCGCCAGCCUCUGGCGCGGCGUGAUCAACUCGCACUCGCGGUACAUUAUCAUCUCGCCGUAUUGCCACGCGUUUCAACCGCCUCCCGAGAGCGGCAUCCCGCCGACUCACAAUGCGGCGUACGCGCAGAACUCGCCCAACCCCCCGUACGACCCGCAGCUCGUCUUCGACUGCAAGUGGGAGCUCGACAGCCUGGCCUCCUUCCUGCAGAUCAGCACGGCCUACUACGAGCGCACCGGCGACCUCGAGUUCUUCGGCAGGUACUCGUGGGUCGACGCCGUGCAGGCGGCCGUCGACGCGUCGGCGGCCAUGCGCCUCGGCACCUACGACGACGACGGCCGCGUGCUCCCUUCCGCCUGGACCUUCACGGGAUGGACGAACCGCGGGACCGAGACACUGACCAACGACGGGCUCGGCAACCCGGUCAAGCAGAACGGCAUGGUGCGGUCGGCGUUCCGGCCGAGCGACGACGCCUGCAUCUUCCAGCUGCUGACGCCGAGCAACAUGAUGUUCGCGGCGUACCUGGAGCGGGCCUCGGCCAUCAUGGAAGGGCUGGCGGAGCGCGGGCUCAGCAGCAAGGCGGCCAACCUGACGACCGAGAUGCGCAAGCUGGCCGCGGGGAUCCGGGUCGGCAUCGCGCGCGACGCCGUCGUGACGCACCGCGACUUUGGCGAGAUCUUCGCGUACGAGGUGGACGGCUACGGCAGCGCGAACCUGAUGGACGACGCCAACGUGCCGUCGCUGCUGGCGAUGCCGCUGUGGAACUUCACGAGCGGCGGCGGCGGGGGCAGCUCCAAACAGCAGACGGCCAAACCGGCAAAGCACGUUCCCCGGCGCGACGACGACGACGACGACAACGACACAACCACCACCGCCACCACCGCCACCACCGCCACCUCCUCCCCAUCCCCCGACGCCGACGAACCCGAACCCGCCCACGACUACGCACAGAUCUACCAAAACACGCGACGCUUCAUCCUCAGCCCCUCGAACCCCUACUUCGCCAAAGGCCCGGUCCUCUCGGCCGUCGGCGGGCCGCACCUCGGGCCGGGGAAGGGCUGGCCGAUGGCGGCGGCGGUGGCCGGGCUGACGGCCUUCUCGCCGCUGGCCGGGUUCGGGCCAGCGACGCUGGCGGAGCGCGACGCGGCGGUCGGCGCGCAGCUGUUCGCCGUGCUCAACUCGACCGCCGGCACGGGCGUCGUGCACGAGACGGUCCACGCCUGGCACGAGUACGCCUUCACGCGCCCCUGGUUCGGCUGGGCCAACGGCCUGUUCGGCGAGCUGGUCCUGCGCAUCGCCCGCGACGAGGAGGAGAGGGGCCUGUUGGGCUCGGACAAGGGGCUGCUGGGCCGGCUGUGGCAGGAUUAAGGUCCUCAUUUUUGGGUGGAGCAAGGCUCUGGUGAUCUUUCGGUUUUGUCUUGCAUUCGGGGAUUCUCUUGGAGAGCCCGGCUUGGUAUAAAUGGAGGGCAAUGGGUCCGUUUGGCGUUUAUUAAGUUGCAUUUUGAGUACGGAAUAUGCAUCCGCAUUAGGGACCGCCUGGUCCCUCCGGCUGUUGUUCUGCAUCAAUGUCGACAUUAAGAGGAUGGUGGAAGAUCCUUGUUUGGGCUUUGGUAGUCCCAUGGUUGUUCGCUUGGACUGGCCACUCCCCGUAGCCAAGGUAAUUUAGACUUCGUUCUUGGAAGGUUGUCCUGCGGUACUGUACACAGUAGCAUGAGAAGCCGUGUCCCCCGUUUCCUGAGCUGUGUUGAUGGGCAAUCGGGGACCGUUGAAGCUCCCUGGCUGGCGAGAAAAAGAAAUU